AUGACGGGGACGUCUAACCCUUUGAACGGCUUUGAUACAUAUCAUCCCCAAGGUCAUGGCACAUCACCCGGUUUGGCAAGAGCGAGGAGACCAUUCCGGACUGCCAACUUUAUCGUCGGAGGUGGAUUGACAUUGUUCAUCUUGGGCGUAUAUUCUUAUUCCAUUUCAGCUGUGAAGCAGGAUGAUUUUAGUGAUGUCGCCGAUCUCCUCCCUCCCCUGGAAGAACGUAGAAAAAUUCGGUCCAUCGAAGAUGAAGAAAGAGAUAAACGUCUUGGUUCUUCCCUCGAAUCCUCACCUCCCUCCACCACUCAGACAAUAUCAUCUUCGCCACUAUCAUGGUUUCCACGAAGACUGAGUGAUCUAUCUUGGGUGCAGAGAAGAGGAUGGGUUGAGACAAAUACGAAUAACGUAACUGUGUGGGGUGCGCCCAACGUGGACUCCAUCGGUAGAAUAGGUGACAAAGGCACUCCACGUUCAGGUGUAAAGACGGUCUAA
Molecule: messenger RNA, 495 nt
Organism: Tremella mesenterica DSM 1558
Lineage: Eukaryota; Fungi; Basidiomycota; Tremellomycetes; Tremellales; Tremellaceae
Exons: 3
Coding region: 1-495 (164 amino acids)
Biological process (GO): mitochondrial respiratory chain complex IV assembly
Cellular component (GO): mitochondrial inner membrane
Source: RefSeq, a predicted model, not a curated record